GUAAACGUAGGCGCUUUUUUCGAGUUUCCGCGCGUGGUUUGCCAAUGCUAAAAUUUAGCAUCGCUAAUCCUACAGAUGAUUUCGAAAUAGUAACGAAGGUCUCGAAAUCCUCACGUAAAAGACCUAAACCUGUAGACGGAAUUUCGAAGGUCAAGGAGAAAAAAUGCCCUAAAAAGACUGGCGAUAAUGAUCAAAUUUUGAUUCCUGCAUGGAAUGAUGACGAUGACAUUUCUUUACAAACAAAUCCUCGGCCCCCACGUGCUUUGGAUGUGCUUGCAAAAGUGGAGACAGUUGAUGACUUGAAAAUAGUUGACUCAGAUGAUGAAGGAACCUAUGUUUUCGCCAGAAAAUCUGCUGCAUUCGAUAAAAGGAGCUUGAAAACACUUCCUCAAGGAAAUGAAAUAGGCGUUAGGAGACUUGGUGAUGUCAAUCGCGAGAGGAGGUCGAUGGCUCCACUUGUAGCAACUGAGUUUAAUACUCACUACCGUAUGCUAUUAACUGCAAGCGUGGAUAGUACUAUGGCUUUUUUCAAGGUUGAUGGCUCGGAAAAUGCGCUACUGCGUGAUCGUGUAUAUGAAAACUUUUCUCUUUCCUCAGCUAAGUUCACAGCUCAUGGCGACAAGGUUGUUUUUACUGGAAAUGUUGGCUCUUUUCGUAUCUACAAUUUAGAAACUGGAAGUGAAAGCCGUGCAAGACGAUUUAUUGGUUCACCGAUAGAUGAAACAAUUACUAAAUGUUUUGUUUCACCAGCUGAUCCAAAUUUAGUAGCUCUUGGAACAAAUGGAAGUGCUGUGUAUCUGGCCGACUUACGAAGCUUAGAAAAAAUUUCAGUUAUGCGAGCAAGCGGUUUAACCAAUUCCGUUUGUUUUACUCAAGAAGGAACAGUUUUAAAUACUUACGGAGCUGAAGGUUCUGUGUAUGUAUUUGAUCUACGAGUUAAUAAAGCUAGAAUUAUUCAUCGUUGGUUUGAUCAAGCCAGUACAAAUGGUUUAUCUAUCGCUUCGUCAGCUAAUUCACAAUGGAUUGCUUGUGGAGCUGACAGUGGUUAUGUGAAUGUCUAUAAAUGGUCAUCUACAAUGAAUACAGACAAUCCACUGCCUGAUAAAGCUAUUGGUAAUUUAGUUACCGGUGUUAAUUCAUUGUGUUUCCAUCCGUCUAAUGAAAUUCUCUGUUUGGCUUCAUCACAACGUCCGGAUGCUGUUCGACUUUAUAAUUUAAACGAAGGUAUAGUUUUUGAGAACUUUCCUGCUCGUGUUGGUACUUUAAACAAACCCACAUCAGUUGCAUUUAGUCCAGGUGGGCGAUUUCUAUGCGUCGGACAGUGUAAUGGUCGUGCUGCACUUUAUGCUUUGAAUCAUUACAGCGAUUAUUGACCUGAAUCAUUCACGAUUGUACAUAGGUACUUUUUAUUUGAUUAUAUUCUCAAGAUUUGUGUAUACACUUAAUCAUUUGAAAUAAAAUUAACUUCACUGAUUA
Molecule: messenger RNA, 1476 nt
Organism: Schistosoma turkestanicum
Lineage: Eukaryota; Metazoa; Platyhelminthes; Trematoda; Strigeidida; Schistosomatidae
Source: the annotation of a GenBank genome assembly